Messenger RNA from Procambarus clarkii (red swamp crayfish), 4206 nucleotides. Lineage: Eukaryota; Metazoa; Arthropoda; Malacostraca; Decapoda; Cambaridae. The record is from RefSeq and is a predicted model, not a curated record.
GGCCGUGGUGGAGGGUGUGUGUGUCGCCUCUCGCUCUCCUCACCUGUCAGUGGCCAAAAACUUUCGCCUCAUUAAUAAGAAAAAAUAUUAAUACCCAAAAUUAAUUAUUUAUAACCCAAGUUGCUUAAUAGUCAUCUGAAAAAAAUAUAUAUUGCUAGAUGGUAUUUGUGAAGUGUGAGUGAGUGAGUGGUGAGGAGGAGCUAGGUGACCCGAGAGGAUGAGGCACAAGGACCAGCGGGGCUGCUCAGGGCCACCUUCCCCGCCCUCCAGCGUGGCCAAGGUCCGCAAGGCCUCCUACUACGUGUGGUUCCUGGGUGCUGAGGAGUGCCGGGGCCUUCGGGGCGCAGAGUGCGUGCGCCCCGUCGUCCACUACCUGGUGGGGCGCGAGCGGGAGCAGGAGCCAGAUAAGGUGACGCUGCAGGUGUCUGGCAGGGGCAUCAAGCUCCUGCAGGCGGGGCCUCAUGGCCGCGCUGCUGCGCCCGUCAAGCACUUCAUCCCCGCUUCAGCGGUCACUUACGUCCAGCAGGAGGCGCGCCCUGACGAUGAUAUCGUCUCUGCUAUCCUCCUCAUCUACAACCCGCUCACCCGCUGCCCCGUGCACGUCCAUACGUACCGCUGCGACUCGACCGAGACGGCGGCGCUGCUGCGCGACCACCUGGCGCAGCUGGUGGAGCACCCGGAGCAGCAGGCUAAGCUGGCGGCGCUUGAAUCGCGCCUGGCCGCGCGCGGGUUGCUGCCUGCGCCCUCCACCAGCCGCGGGUCAGAUGGUGCCUCCACGGGGUCGUCGACGUCCUCUGGCGGCGGCGGCAGCAGCUCUGGGCGCUCGCCGCAAGCGGUGCCUGCGGCUGCGGGUCCCGGCAUGGCCACGCUCUACGACUCCCUGGCGGCAGAGCUGCGGGAGAAGCUUGGAGGUCGGGGCGCGCCCCUCCUCCUGCCACCCAAGGAUUAUGACACCCUCAACCGCUCCCGAGGACGACUACCCGACACCCGCCGCGCCCCACCCGCAGCCACCCGCAAGUCCCACGAGGACGACUCCGCGAGGUCAUCCGGUAUUGGUAGCGACGACGCCCCGUCCCCCACUCACGACCGCGAGCUGGACCCUAUCGACAACCAGUCGUCCUCAGGCGUGCACUCCCUCCCCAUCCACCUUCUCCCCAGCCCCGCCUCUCCCCAAUUCUUCCUACCAGAUGAGGAGUGGGAGCGACAUGUGAGCACAGAGGCGAGGGGUGAUGUUGGGCUUAUCUUAGUACAACCGUCGUGGCGUGGACGGGACCCCCCCAACCAGGCUCCAGGACCCCCUCCACCUGCCAGGGUGGCUCAUAGGGCCCCUCCACAACAAGGAUACAUCGCAAGAAGCCAGUCACCGACAAGAGGACGAGCCCGCGGGGCCCACAACUCGCCACUUGGGGCCCGUCACCCAUCACCCACACGGGCUCCUCGUGACCUCUCGCCCAUUAGACCCGUACACCAGAGGAGGACUCCGCCUCGCCGACACCAGAAUGCCAGAGACCGGAGCGAGUCGCCCGUCUCUCCUCGUGAGAGGUUCCAAGAUGCCCGCGAAAAGUUCCGCUCUCUGGAACGAGACUGGCAGCGCCCUGAUCGUCCAGAUGCCCACUCUCGCCCUCAGGGUAUCUCCCGUACUCCAUCUUGGGAGCCUAGCCCCAAGCCCACUACAGGGGUGAGAGAGACCCGUGGUCCUGUGGAACAGGUGCAAGCGAGCCGUGAUGAAGUAGUUUGGCCAAAGAGUGACCGUGACACAGGCUAUGGCUCUCGUGAUGGCCUUCUGCGAGAGCGACCACGGGGCCGUGAAUAUGAUCGUGGCUAUGGCACUGGUGACACACGUGACUCUGACCCAUGGCGCCGUGACCAGGGCCACCGCACACCAGAUCUGUGGCAGAAGGAGCCACGGGUACCAAGUCCCAGCCGUGUACCUCGUGGGCGCAGCCCCACCAGAGACUACAGGGUACCAAGGGUCAGGUCUCCAGAACGCUCCGACUACCAUAGAGCCAAAUCUAUGCAUGACCUGAGCCAACGACGCUCUGCCAAUGAAGAAGAACGUCGAAGUUGCAAUGAUCCACGCAGACGAUCCAUGUACGACACGGCAGAGGACCCACGACCAUUACGAGAGAGUCGUUCUGGCCAUAGAUAUCGUUCACAGGCUAGCCUUCGCCAUCACAAUUCCUGUAGCUCUGACUCUUGCCAUUCUGGUGACAGUUACGAGCUCCCAGAAACUCGCAGGUUUCCUGGUCUAGACCGUGCUACUGCUCGCCCAGAUCCCUUGGAGACUGCCCAUUCUGCCCAUCUUAAUCAUGUCAAUAAACGUACAUAUGAUUACCCAGUGAAUGGUGGCACAGCUGCCGUUCACAUCAGCCGAGCCCAACACGACGACUACCGCCGCUUCCGUUACGAUCACACUGCCACUCCGCAGUUUAUUCGUUCCACCUCUGUCCCCACUGCCCAUUACUGAGUUUGGUACUGCCUCACUUGACCAACAAAGCCCAGCCAUUGUUUAUACACUUUCUUAAAUAUCAUGAUGUUUAGUAAAACUCUUCCCGACUUUUUUUUUUUUUUUUGUGACGUAUAAAGCUGUGUACUUUUAAAAUAUUUUAUUUACUGUUUCUGCUUGUUUAUAGUAUAGAAUUUUUGUUUGAAAUACAAUUUUCAUGAUUUACUUAAUAUUGCUACACAGUUGGUUCAGGAGUGGUUGCCCACCGAUUUAGCCACUGUAAAGUAACACGGAAAGGUUCUUAAAAUACACAGGGAAAUCACAAUACUGUAAUGUGAUGUAUGAGAAUAUUUGGAGCAGGAUGGUGGGAUUGAACCAGUGGGUUCUGGUGGACUUCAGGUUGUGUAACUUUUAGCAUAUUGUGGUCCAUGGGUAUGGGGUUGCAUCUGGGGAUGAUAAAGAACGCUGGUUUGAUCCCAACGUCCUGCUCUGACGACUUUCUCAUGUUCUUAAGGUGUUUUGGCUUUGUCUAUGUGCCACCAACCUGUAAGUGUUGCACAAGUACAGGAGGCUUAACACUGCUGCUAUGAGUAUCAAAACAGGUGUUUUGAUCAAUGCCCCCCCUCCAUGUUCUAGGACUGUACUGUACUGCUUAAUCGUUGUCUCGCUGUAUUAUUGUGUAUGACGUGCUUUCUGUCACACACGAGAAAAAAUAGUGAUAUUGAGAGGUUUUGCAUUUCCUGUGUUAUGAGUUACUAUAUUGUGAAUAUUAAUCUUAAAGUUUGAGCUAUACUGAUUUUAGUCUUUAAUAUGUAAUGUAGCUUUUUUUAUGCUAACUUGAACUAUGUAUAUAUUCUAAUGCCUUUGUUAGCUGCCUGUGAGUACACACAAGCUUGUCUGUGACUGCAAGUUAGCCAGCAUCUCAAACAUAGCUGUAAAAAUAUAAUAAAAAUACAAAAAUCAUAAUUUGCCAUAAGUUUUCAAUUAUAAAAUGUUUCAAAGAGUUGGAUACUCUAGUUAUUCUGCCCUGAUAGAGCAAUUAUAACUGAUUGUACACAGUUAUACAGACUUGUAUAUGUUGGUAUAACUUUAUAUUGGUGUUUUGCGCUGCUGCUGCUUGGGCUGUGAUUGCCAUGGUGAUAUGUGGCAGAGCCCAUGCACCGAAUUUUGCCAAACAUUAAAUUAUAAGCCACAGGAUACUUCCUGCUGCAGAGGGUCCUUCUAACAUGUUGACAAUGGUCUCUCGAUCAGGCAGAAGAAUGUAUCAUUGUUAAGUUUAAGAUAUUUGCAGGCAGUACAAUAAUUGAUGACCACUCUUCAUAGUGGAGAUGGACUGUUGUAACUGAUCACUCUUCACAAUGGUGGGAGACUGUGAUAUGAUGAUCAUUGUAUGAUGGAGAGGUAACUGUAUUGUAACUGAUCACUUUUCAUAAUGGUAAGCUGCUGCUAUUUAUGAUCAUUUAUAAAUGGUAUUAUAUGUUACAAUAUUUAACUAUUGUAAUUUAACCAAUAUAAUUAACUAUUGACUGGCAUCACAUCUGGGUUUUCAAUAAUGUCGGCUUGUUAAGAGACCUAACAGAAUUAUAACUGUUGUGAUAAGGUGUUUCCUACAUAACUGAUCUUGUUACAUUAAUGACCCAAGCUCUUAUACUUUGUAUAUAGAAUGUACAAAUGUGAAGUUGUAUGUAAAUUAUGACAUUGCUCUGAAAGCCAUUAUAUAUAUAUGUUUGCGCUGGUAUCUUUAAUAAAGAUUAAGGGAG